AUGGCGGCCGGCGAUGAACAUUCUGUCGAGACCAGCAGCCCUGUCGUGGAGCGCAAUGCCUCUGCGACUGAUGGCGCGCCUGCCACUGGCACUGGUGCCGAGUCCGGCGAGGGCACAACCGACCAGAAAUCCGUCGACAAUCACGACGGAAGGAGGCGAGGAGAAAAGGGUCGAGCAGAACGAAGUCGCCAGCUAAAAAACGACAAGAAACGCAAGAAGCAGGAUGACUGGCGCGAAUUCAAACGCCGCAAGCUGAGCGACAAGAAAGGAGAACCAGGCGCCCCUGAAAAAAAGAACCCCUUUUCCAAGGAAGAAAUAGCCUCGGAAGAGCGCCGGCCGAAACGCAAGGUUGCCGUCAUGAUCGGGUAUUCUGGCACAGGAUACAAGGGCAUGCAAGUGAAUGGCGACGAGGCCACCAUUGAGCGGGAUCUCUUUAGAGCCUUCAUCGACGCCAAGGCCAUUUCAAAGGCCAAUGCUGACGAUCCUCGCAAGUCCAGCCUGGCGCGGUGCGCUCGAACGGACAAGGGAGUGCACGCCGCGGGCAACGUCAUUAGCCUGAAGCUCAUCAUCGAGGACGAGGACAUUGUGGAGAAGAUCAAUGCACACCUGCCGGAGCAGAUCCGCAUUUGGGGGAUCCAGAGGACCAACAAUAGCUUCAACUGCUACCAGUACUGCGACUCGCGCUUUUACGAGUACUUGAUGCCUAGCUAUUGUCUGUUGCCGCCUCAUCCACAGACGUACCUGGCCAAGAAGUGUGAGGAGCUGAACAAGGAAUACGGUGCGGAAGAGGAAGUUGCCGCCGUAAUGGCCGAUGUGAAGGACUUCUGGGCAGAUGUUGAGGAGAAAGAGAUCAAGCCCAUUCUCGCUGGGCUGGACCACGAGUUGAGAGCAGUCGUGAUGGAGCGGGUGCACGCCCAGGAGGCAGAGGAGUACGAGAAGAAGAAGAACGGUGAAUCUGAACAGAAAGAAGCUCCGGCUUCGGAAGCAGAAAAGUCGGACGAGGCAAAUGGCGUCACGGAGAAGUCAGGCGAAGCGAACGGGACUGCAGCAGAGCCAGAACCCAAGAAGGUAAGCCUUGAAUCACACAAGCCCAAGCAUCGCGACCUCGCUCCCAUCGAUUUUGCCCUCCGCGACAUCAAAGCCACGUACAUCGCUGCUAAACGGCGGUACCGUGUGUCGCCCGAACGCCUGCAGCGCCUGCAGCAGGUGCUCGACAAGUACACUGGCACAAAUAACUUUCACAACUUUACCAUCCAAAAGGCCUAUUCCGACCCCUCUGCCCGCCGUCACAUCAAAUCCUUCGCGGUGAAUCCCAAACCCAUCAUCAUAGGCGACACGGAAUGGCUAUCCCUCAAGGUACACGGGCAGAGCUUCAUGAUGCACCAGAUCCGCAAGAUGGUCGGCCUGGCUUCCCUCAUGGUGCGUUGCGGAACCACGCUGGACAGGGUCGGUGACUCGUACCAGGAGCAAAAGAUGGCGAUUCCGAAAGCCCCCGGCCUGGGACUGUUGUUGGAGAGACCGGUAUUUGAAAACUACAAUAGAAGGGCCAAGGACACAUUGGGCAAGGAGACGAUUGAUUUCGGCAAAUACGAGCAGAGACUGGAGGCGUUUAAGCAGCAGCACAUCUACAGUAGAAUCUUUGAAGUGGAGGAAAGGGAGAAUACGUACGUGCUGCAGCUGAAAAAUGCACGACACACACCCGAGACGGGAGGUUUGCUAACGAGACGCAGGUUCCACGGGUUCUAUAACCAGAUCGACCAGUUCAAGGCCAACCACUUUUUGUGGCUGUCGGCCGGAGGAACAAAGGUAGCCGAGCUGAACAAGGAGAGCGACAAGACAGAAGUGGACAAGGCACUGGGCGAUGAGGAUGAAAACCCGGAGGGCGGCGAGGGUUGA
Messenger RNA from Metarhizium album ARSEF 1941, 1896 nucleotides. RefSeq names its product tRNA pseudouridine synthase. The record is from RefSeq and is a predicted model, not a curated record. The transcript is spliced from 2 exons. Lineage: Eukaryota; Fungi; Ascomycota; Sordariomycetes; Hypocreales; Clavicipitaceae. Gene Ontology annotation, biological process: tRNA pseudouridine synthesis; mRNA pseudouridine synthesis. Gene Ontology annotation, molecular function: pseudouridine synthase activity; RNA binding. Bases 1 to 1896 code for a protein of 631 amino acids. Gene Ontology annotation, cellular component: nucleus.